Volvox carteri f. nagariensis is the source of this 702-nucleotide messenger RNA. RefSeq lists its product as uncharacterized. Gene Ontology annotation, molecular function: hydrolase activity. The coding region runs from base 1 to 702 and encodes 233 amino acids. The record is from RefSeq and is a predicted model, not a curated record. The transcript has a single exon. NCBI's taxonomy places the organism in Eukaryota, Viridiplantae, Chlorophyta, Chlorophyceae, Chlamydomonadales, Volvocaceae.
AUGGACGUGAUUGCUCUGGCGGGCGACAUUGGCCACCCAGGUGAGGAAGUGUAUCGGCGCUUCCUCGCCCACUGCGGCAACCUGUGCCAGCUUGUGUUCCUCGUGCCGGGGAACCACAAGUACUAUGGCAGCUCCUCGGUGGAAGCCGCAAAGGCCAGCUUGCGGAGCGCGUGCAGUGUGGUGGCAAACGCCGUCAUCCUCGACAACAGCUCCCUCCAGUUCGGGUCGUACACGUUUGUGGGCAGCACUCUCUGGUGCAACAUGGACGACGCCGCGUUGGGCACCCACCUGGGGUCCGCAGGAGACUACUUGCACAUACCUGGCCACACGCCUGAUGUUGCACGGGCGCUGCACCGCGAGAGUGUGUCGUUCCUGGAGGGCGAGACCAGUAGAGAUGAUGGCAGCACGCAGGUUGUCAUCACGCACCACUGGCCGUCCAUGUGCGACACAGUGAACCCUGUGUACCACGGCGACCCGCUCAACUGCUGCUACUACAACAACCUGGACGGCCUGGUUGAUAGGCCGGCUGUAGCUGCGUGGCUGUAUGGGCACACGCACCACAACGUUGACACGGUGCGGGCUUGCAGCAGACGCCAGGAGAGCGCCGUGCAUCCAGCGCCGUCAUCACAACACCGGGUGCGGCUCGUCUCAAACCAGUUCCGGACUCCGGACUACCAGCCCAACAAGCUGCUGCUCCUGUAA